Molecule: messenger RNA, 183 nt
Organism: Lachancea meyersii CBS 8951
Lineage: Eukaryota; Fungi; Ascomycota; Saccharomycetes; Saccharomycetales; Saccharomycetaceae
Source: the annotation of a GenBank genome assembly
AUGGCGUACCUCCCAUCUUUCAUUCUGAGUGACGAAUCCAAAGAACGGAUGACAAAGAUCUUCAGUUUGUCCCAAACAGUGGCCCAUUACGGAUGGUUGCCAUUUGUGUUGUACUUGGGCUGGGCACACACUGCGAACAGACCUAACCUAUUUAGUUUGUUGAGUCCUCUUCCAAGCGUUUAA